AUGGUUCGUGAGCCUUCAAAAUCUACUGUUGUUUGGGAAUCUUCCCCUAUUACAAGUGAAGGAGUGCUGCAGAGCUGCGGUUCUGUACCACCUGUGUUAACACAUGCUACUGGUGCGCAUCAGUCAGUAGUAAAUUCAUAUGCAAGGGAAGGAGUGCUGCAGAGCUGCGGUUCUGUACCACCUGUGUUAACACAUGCUACUGUUGCGCAUCGGCCAGUAGUAAAUUCAUAUGCAAGAGAAGGAGUGCUGCAGAGCUGCGGUUCUGUACCACCUGUGUUAACACACGCUACUGGUGCGCAUCAGCCAGUAGUAAAUUCAUAUGGCAGUGGAGGUGUCGUUCAGAGCGGUUUUGCACCAUCUGUGUCAACACUUGCUACUGGUGCGCAUCAACCAGUAGUAAAUUCAUACGAAAGUGGUAAUCGUCAAGUUGGUGAUGAGAUUUAUCAGGCGGUACCGAAUUCAGCUUUGCCACUUCAAACAGCAACAAGUGCUGUUCCUCCAGAUUAUGGUGCUAUGAUUAAUGCUCUGCGAGAAGGUUUCACAUUGCCCAAAGUUGAACUGAUGGAGUUUGAUGGAAAUCCCCUGCGUUUCCAUGCCUUCAUGAAGUCAUUUGAGACUAACAUUCAUUGUCACCAACAUGCGCCUGAGACAAAGCUUGCACAGCUGAUUCAAUUGUGUUCUGGCAUCGCAAAGGAUGCCAUCAAGAAUUUAGUACUAGUGUCGCCACCAAGCAAGGGCUAUCAGAUGGCGUGGCAAACCUUACAUGAACAGUUUGGUAACCGAACUGUGGUAAUUGAAGCUACAAGUAAAGAGGUAACAAAUGGUCCCAAGAUUAUGAACGAUGACACUCAAGGACUUUGCAAGUUGGCCACUCAACUGCGUAAUUGUGAGAUUGUGCUUAGUGAGUGGAAUGCAAAUUCAUUCAUGGAUGGCUAUGAAAAUCUUGAGCGUGUAUUCUCACGUCUGCCCAUGUACUUGCAACGAAAGUAUGCGGACCAAUUUGAUGACAGUAAACUUCCUACAUUUUCACACUUGGUUGCAUUCGUGGUGAAGAAAGCGCAGCUAACUACUACAUUUUAUGGUCGGAUUGUGACCAAGAAUUCUGCCAAACAGAAAUCAACUAUUCGAGUCACCAAACCUAGGAUGACAAGAACUACAUCGUAUGCAGUCACCAAUACCCAAGAGAAGACUCCAGGACCCAAGGUAGCUGAUUUGCAGUACAAGUGUGUGGACUGUCAAGGAAAUCAUGCUUUACACAACUGUGUCGAGUUUAAAGGGAGAAGUGUUAAUGAUCGCGCCGAAAUGGUGAGACGAAAUAAUCUUUGCUUUAAUUGCUUGUAUCGUUCUCAUCGUGCAAAUAAUUGUCCUUCUAAAUAUGUGUGUCAAGUGAAUGGCUGUGGUAAAUUACAUCACAGUUUAUUACAUGUUGAUCAAAAGAAGCCACCAACCACUGGUGCUCAUUUUUCUAGCAAUGCUAAUUCUCAAAUUAAUGUGUCUGCCCCCAAGAAAGAAAAUGGGGCCGGUGCUUAUUUCGCAAAUGUUAAUUGUUCGGAAAAUAUUCAAAAUUUUGUUAGACUUAAGGUUGUACCUGUGCAACCAAGCAAUGGUGCUUCUGAUGCUGUGUGUACUUAUGCCUUUUUAGAUGAAGGGUCUACCAGAUCCUUGUGCUCCCACAAUUUACUUGCAAAAUUGGGUAUUGAGGGUAAACCUGAAGAUUGUAUGCUCGCAACAGCGAAUGGUAGUAAAUUACACAGUGGUAAAACAGUUUCACUGAAAGUAAAAGGUUGUGAUUCGGAAAGGGUUGUUGACAUUCCCAAUGUUUUGGCAAUUAAUUUACCCAAUUUAGAGAGUUCUAUCCCGACUGCUAAUGUGUUACAGAAAUAUCCUCAUUUGGGUGAUUUGGAAUUUCCUGUGCUAGGAUCUAGUGAGGUUGAUUUAUUGAUUGGUGCUGAAGUGUUAGCCAAUCAUCCCAUUUCUGAAAUUAGGCUUUGUGAUCAAAAGGCAAAGUUUCCCGCUGCUCACAGGACAGUAUUUGGUUGGGCUCUUUUCGGUCCUGACAGAACUAUGUCUCAUAGCAGUUGUGAAAGUGUAAGUGAUGUUUCAUGUCCUCGUCUAAAUACUGUGUGUGCAUGUGAUACUGAUCAAUUUUUGUGCAAAAUUUGUGGUCAUGAUUUUAUAGAUUUAGAUUGUGAUCUCUUCACCACUGAACAUUCCCUAGAUGAUAAGAAAGCUCUUGUAGUGAUGAAUGACACUGCAGUAAAAGUAAAUGGAAGGUACCAAGUUGCUCUUCCAUGGAAAGAUAAAAAUAUUAAACUUCCAAACAAUCGUCAAAUGGCAGUGAAAAGAUUAGAGUCCCAAAAACGAAAAUUUGUUAGGGACCCUGAUUUAUUUUUCAAAUACAAGUCCAAAACUAAUGAUUACUUAGACAAGGGGUAUGCGGAAAUAGUGCCUGAGGGUGAUUCUGGGUAG
Messenger RNA from Styela clava, 2469 nucleotides. The record is from RefSeq and is a predicted model, not a curated record. NCBI's taxonomy places the organism in Eukaryota, Metazoa, Chordata, Ascidiacea, Stolidobranchia, Styelidae.